Molecule: messenger RNA, 1061 nt
Organism: Eleginops maclovinus (Patagonian blennie)
Lineage: Eukaryota; Metazoa; Chordata; Actinopteri; Perciformes; Eleginopidae
Gene: tnni1c
Product: troponin I, skeletal, slow c
Exons: 7
Coding region: 271-840 (189 amino acids)
Biological process (GO): skeletal muscle contraction; cardiac muscle contraction
Cellular component (GO): troponin complex
Source: RefSeq, a predicted model, not a curated record
UUCUUGACUGUUUACAUUGACGCAUGUUCUGAUUUUGUUUUGUUUACUGGACUAUUUCAUUUAUUUUUCAGAUCUAUCCUAAUCUUAUUGUUUCUUUUUCAAAGGUGCAACAAUGUCUGACGAGUAAGUUCUUUCUUCAAACAGGUUUAAAGUUUGUUUUUCGAUAGUGUUUGUUAGCCUAUCAAAGAUUUUUGUUUCAGAAUAAUAACAUUGCUUGUAUUUCUGAUUUCUUUUGUCCAACAAAAUCCAUGUGGCGAUCAAAGUGAUUACAUGCCACCCCCGAUUGCCCCCAAGGGAGAGCCAAAGCCCAAAUGCAAGAUUUCGGCCUCUCGCAAGCUAUCGUUGAAGAUCCUGUUACUGACUCGUGCAACAGAACAACUGGAGGCAGAGACAAUUGCUAGAGAGGAAAAUAAGGUUCAGUACCUGGGAGAGAAUCUUCCACCGCUCCAGCUCUCCGGUUUGGAAUUGGGGGAAAUUCAGAAACUCUGUAAGCAACUUCAUGAAAAGAUUGAUAAGGUGGACGAGGAUCGGUACGACUGUGAGGCCAAAGUCAUCAAGAACAACAGAGAUAUCCACGAAUUGAAUCUAAAGGUGCGUGACCUCGGAGGGAAGUUCAAGAAGCCAGCUCUUAGAAAAGUGAGAGUGUCUGCAGACGAGAUGCUUAAGGCUCUCUUCGGGUCCAAAAACAAGGGCUCCAUGGACCUGAGGGCAAACCUCAAGUCUGUAAAGAAAGAGGACAUCAAACAGGAGAAGGAACUGAACAACGAGGUGGGUGACUGGCGUAAAAACGUGGAGGCUAUGUCUGAUAUGAAGGGCAGGAAGAAGAUGUUUGAUGCAUAAGGGAUAGAAGAACCGAGGGAAAAUUGGUACAACAAAUACAUAUUUAUACAUAAUGUUAAAAAAGAUUCUGCUGUUGUUUUGUCAAAAGUAUAAUAAUCAGUAUAACUUUCAAGUGCCUGUAGUUUUUAACAUAUAUUCAAAUUCAGAGUUGUGAAUUCACAGUACUGCCUGAUAAUGUUGUUAUGUAAAAGAAAACAAUAAAUGUGUACAUAUUGCCUCUC